Molecule: messenger RNA, 1248 nt
Organism: Symbiodinium natans
Lineage: Eukaryota; Dinophyceae; Suessiales; Symbiodiniaceae
Source: the annotation of a GenBank genome assembly
AUGUGCGUGAGCCGCAUGUCCAAAGUGCUCACCGUCAGCACGGCCCUCAACGAUGACGGCAGCCUCGACGUGGAGUGCGCCAGCAUGGCAGGGCGGAGGCUACGUGUAAUCACUCUGCCACAGGAGUCCACCAUUGAAGACGUGGUAGACGCUCUCAAAAACCGAUUAGGGCUCCCAAAAGCUUAUUUUGACGUGUACGCCGCUGGCGAGAUCAUCGUGGACCGGCGCCAGCUGGCGUCCGACAGGCAGUACAUCAUGUCAGAAGACGCCUACGGGCCGGCCAGAAAGUUUCUGGCAGCGCUUUCCAAGAAGGCUUUCCACCCUAAAUGCCGCCAUUUCGAUGUGAAUUGGACAGAGAGAACAGCGCCGGAUGUGGAUCAGGCGGACGUGGCACGCUUCUUGGAAGGCUUGGGUGUAUCCAGCCGCGCAGAAACUGAGAGGCUCAUGCGAGUUUUUGGACGUCUCACGUCCGUUGCCGAAAACUGGAACAUGUUCGACCUUGCACUGCUGCAGAACUUCGACCCUGGCAUGAACACCUUCAAGCAUGCCCUGUGCGACAGCUGGCUGCAGGUGGCGCGGAGCGCCGCCAAGCAAAAGGUGUCGCGGGAUGCCUCUCCACUGUUCCUGCCCUGCGUGAAUGAGCACGGCCGAAUGAUCAGGGUUUCGCUCUUUGGCGCGGACGGAACCUUUCCUGAGUCUGUCGAUAGAGGCUUGCAGGAUUCGCUGUCUUUGUCAGAUGUGCGGCCGUGUCAUAGCCUGCACGAGUUGAUGUUUGCAGCAGCCUCCUUGCAGUGGGACGCAAAUCACGCGCAGGUCUCGCGCGAGGUGGUAGAGGAGGCUUUUCAUCUUUUCGAGCAACAUCGGCAGUGUGACAUCGUCUUGGAACCGCGCCCAACCCCAGAGGACGUGGUGAGAAUGGCCCACGUCCAGCUACUUCUGUCCUGCAACGUAGGUCCUGUGAGGGUGGAAGGAAGCCUGCCGCCCAACUUAGUUCAGUCUGUGGCGACAUUGCUGCGCUGGCACAUGCGCGUGCUUCGUUUUGGCGUCGACCAGCUCACAGGUAAGGCCCUUGAGCAGUACCUCGACCAGGAGAUGCAGGUAGCCUUUGAAAGCCAAGGCCGCUUCAGAGGUGUGCUCAUACUGGUGCUGGAUUUGCCCGACAGCCAUGACCUGCUUGGGCCAUGCCAGCAGUUGGGCCAGAACUUUGCCGAAAGCAUGCCGGUUCGCUUCGUCCUUUGUGCCCGGUGA